AAAUCUCUUUUAAAAUUUGAUAUUUUACUUUUUUAUUAUUAGGUGGCACACUUGACUUCCAUACUUAACGCAUCGACAUCUGCCUUUUUUUACGUUUUUUUUUUUUUACAUUGUCUGUCACGUUAGCGGUGUUUACCAUCAUUUCUACAUCCAACACGUCCCAGAGAAGGUGAAACCAACAUCAAACCCAACAUUUGGAGCUUGUAAACUCCACACACCUCUCGUGCAGCACCAGCUGUCUGAUGCUGCAGCAGCAUCAAUCUUCCCGGCUGGAUGAGUGAAUUUCUUCAUCAGAGUCAAUAUUCUGCUUCAUAAUCAGAGUCAGUCAUUACCAGACAAAGUGAUCAGUCAACAAAGACCAGACCUGCCAGCAAUUAUACGUUUUAUCUAAUAUUUGCACUCUACAUGCUGCGCGCAUCUCCUCCUCUCCCCGACUGGGAGCCUCUCGGCGGGAGGCGGUUUUCAAACUCUAAAAACUCCCAAACUUUGCUCAGCCUGAAGGUUCCACAUCUCCACUAUCUUCUGGUGUAAAGUAGUAACUUCACGAGGGAUCAUAUCUGUGGAUGAGACUUGUUAAAGUCAGCAUUGAGGCUUUGGCGUUUAUAACGAGUAAGUCCCAACACCGACAACAACGUACUGAAACUAGAACCAACACGCAUAAACAGACAGAUCGAUCCCGCCUACUUACACUGUUGGUCUCUUUUAAAUACGCAGUAAUCGUUGCCUUUUUCGCUUCAUCCUGCAUCCUAGCAGCAACCACUUUGGCGCCUCUGGAGUCGGUGUUUGUUUACGUUAUGCUGCAUUCAAUGUAAUUGGAAAAAGGAGCUUCAAGCGCUAAACCUUUUCUUUCUGGCCUUAGUUGGGGGGGAUGGAUCGGGGUAGAUCUGAAUCUGGGGGGGACAGAUCCCCCCCGUCCUCCACCCUAUCUGCGCGCCUGGCAUAAUCCACCCAUGAGCUGAAGAGUAAUUUGGUCUUUUCAGUGUCAAACCACACUAAACCGUUACGUAAUGAUGAUGGAGGUGCUGUAGACAUGGUCAGUAUUAUGAGUUUUAGUGCACUCUUAUUUAAAAAGGUUUCUGCCUAAAACCGCCCUCUCCAUCCUCUCUUUCCUCUGGUGAAGGAGGUGGAGAGAGGUGAGAGUGAUGACGGUGAUGGUAGUGAUGAUGAUGGUAAUGAUGAUUAAAUUCCGUUUAUUCAGUUCAGCCUGUAGGUCCUGCCGUGGCGGCAGCUAACUCGCGAAAGAUAAAUGCUAAGCUAGCGAAAAUCGAGCAGGAAUAUGUAAGGAGCUACAGCAGCUUUACCUCCAUCACAACCGUUUUCAGGUCAGCAUGCCCUAUUCAGCACUUCUGCUUCUGUUCUGGUGAAGUUGUGGCCCUGGAGGAUGAGCGUGAGGAAGAUGCAGAUUGUCACACCCUGUCCUGUCUCCCCAUUCUGUUCAGUCCUGUGUCCAUGUUAAUUGCUCCCACCUGCCUCUCGUCUCCCAAUCACCCAAGGUCCCAGCUCCUCCUGUAUUUAAACCCUGUUAGUCCAUUUUGUCUGGUUGGUUGGUUCAUUGUUUCAUUGUCCUGCAUGCCCUCCAUUAAGUCAGUGUUUUAAAUGUUCCUGUCUGCCUCCCUGCCUGUUUCUUCCCCUGCACUUGGAUCCUCACCUCCGUCUCACUCACCGGCGCGCGCUGACAGAAUGAACCAACACGUAAAAGGAUCCAACGGGGAGAUUCUCCCCUGGGAGUGCCUGCUCCAGUUCCUCUAUUCGGAACACCGGCCGGCUUCUUCUCCUCCUCCGGCUUCGCCUUCACCUCGCCGCAGACGCCGUCACCGGGCUUCAGCUGUGGCGUUCCUCUCCACCCUUCCAGAGACAGAUGAGAGGUUGGAUCGGGAGACGCUUCCGGAUCGCUCCAGCUUCAUGGGCACCAGACUGGCUGUGUGCUCCCCCGGAGCUGGCCCACGGCGUGGGGAAGGAAGCCGGGCUCCACCGCAAUCCUGUGUCCCAGGACGGAGCCGCGAGCUCGCCGCUGCCCCGGCUCUGCGCUCCUGCUUGGACCCGCCCCCAGUCAGACCAACAGUCCCGUCUCCGGUCCAAUCCGCGCCUCCGUCAUCGGCAGGCGGAGGAACCACGCCCACAGCUCAGCUGACAGAGCUCGCAGAUCUGCAGGCGGAGCUUGGCUGGAUCCGUCAGCUCGUCAUCCUCAAGGAGUCCCAGCUGGACAACCUGUCUCCCGAAUCACCAGGAGAGGGUUUCAGUCCAGCCAGCAGCUCCCUCAUCUCAGAGCCAGAGGAGCAAGCCUGCAGUCCACCCAGCAGAGCUUGCCGGUCUCCGAGCUGAGCUGGCCCAACUCCAUCAGAGCCUCAGUCUCCAGGAGCUCCAACUGGACACUCUAUCCUCCCUCCUCUCCCAGUUUCCUGCACCACCAGUUCAAUCGCAUCCAGUUCCAGCGGUGGUCCCGGAGGUCGCACCGCAUCCGGUCCAGCCUGUCCAAGCGGUCCCGUCUGCAGCGACUCCUCCUCCACUCCAGAAGCCGGCGGUCCAGAAGCCGGCG
Messenger RNA from Nothobranchius furzeri (turquoise killifish), 2536 nucleotides. NCBI's taxonomy places the organism in Eukaryota, Metazoa, Chordata, Actinopteri, Cyprinodontiformes, Nothobranchiidae. The record is from RefSeq and is a predicted model, not a curated record.